Impatiens glandulifera is the source of this 516-nucleotide messenger RNA. Its product is annotated as blue copper protein 1b-like. Bases 1 to 516 code for a protein of 171 amino acids. The transcript has 2 exons. Gene Ontology annotation, molecular function: electron transfer activity. The record is from RefSeq and is a predicted model, not a curated record. Gene Ontology annotation, cellular component: plasma membrane. Lineage: Eukaryota; Viridiplantae; Streptophyta; Magnoliopsida; Ericales; Balsaminaceae.
AUGAUCUUAAUCCUCUCUAUAAACCCAUCAUUACCCGCAUCAGCAAUUGAUUACAUCGUCGGAGAUGAAAAUGGAUGGACGACUAAUCUUGAUUAUCAAACUUGGGCCGUCGGAAAACAUUUUCAAAUCGGAGAUAAUAUCAUUUUCAGAUACCCAUAUGGAAUCCACAACGUAUAUAGGGUUACGGCGCCGGGAUAUCAUUCGUGUGAAAUUCCGGCGAAUACUUCUGAAUCUAUGAGCAGUGGAAAUGACGUUAUUGCCCUUAACACAGAAGGAAGAAGAUGGUAUAUUUGUGGAAUUGGGGAUUAUUGUAAGAUGGGAAAUAUGAAACUUGCUAUUACGGUUUUUGAACCGGUGGUGCCUCCGAUGGCUUUGAUAGUUCCUAAUUUUAGUAACGGCGGCGGCGAUCAAGUUCCGGGCAGUAAGACAUCAUCUGUUUGGUAUGUUUCGCCGGCGCCGGCGGGGUUUUAUGUUUUCUUGAUUACGGCGAUGGUGGGUAUCAUGAUUGUGGUUUAG